GCCGCGGGCGCGCAGCGCGGCGCCGCCCGUCCCCGUUCCCGUCCCUGUUCCCGUCCCCGUUCCCCUUCCCGUUCCCAUUCCCGUUCCCCGGAGGCCCCGGGCGGCCCCGGGCGGCGGCGGCGGCGGCGGGGGCGGCGCGGGGGGAGGCGGGCACCGUUCCCCGCCCGCCCCGCAUCCCGCCCGCCCCGCAGCCGCCGGCCCCCGAUGGAUUAUCUGCGGCUGGUGCUCUCCUGCCUCGUCCCCCUGCACGGCUGCUUGGCCGCCGCCGGUGCCCCAGAGCUCCUGCUGUCCGGCAAGCUGAGCGAGUAUGGCGUGAUCGUGCCCUUCAGUGCCGAUUGCCGGGGCCGCUUCCUCUCGCACGUGGUGUCCGGCGGUGCGGCGGUGGCGAGGGCGGCCGAAGCCACCUGCCCCCCGUCCCCGUCCCGCCGCCGCGUGCCCCGCGACGCCCUGCAUGGGUCCCCGCGGCGUGGCGGGGCCGCCGGCCGCUCGCUCUACUUCAACGUCACCGUCUUUGGCAAGGAGCUGCACCUCCGCCUGAGGCCCAACCUGCGCCUCGUGCCGCCGGGCGCCGUGGCCGAGUGGCAGGAGGAUUUCGGGGUGCUCUUCCGAGAGCCUCUGCGGCACCGCUGCCUCUUCACCGGGGACGUCACCGGCAUGCCCGGCGCCGCCGUGGCCAUCAGUAACUGCGAUGGGCUGGCCGGCCUGAUUCGGACGGACAGCACCGAGUUCUUCAUCGAGCCGCUGGAGCGGGGCCAGCAGGAGACGGAGGCGCGCGGGAGGGCCCACGUGGUGUACCGCCGCUCGGCCAUCCGGCAGGACCUCCGCGCCGAAGUGCCCGGUGUGCGGGUGGGCGAGCUCCCCAACUCCCUGGAGCUGCUGGAGGAGCGGCUGGGCGAGGCGGAGCGCAAGAGGCGUCACGCCAGGAAGGACGACUACAACAUCGAGGUCCUGCUGGCGGUGGACGACUCGGUGGUGCGCUUCCACGGGAAGGAGCACGUCCAGAACUACGUCCUCACCCUCAUGAACAUAGUGGAUGAAAUUUAUCAUGAUGAGUCCCUGGGCGUUCACAUCAACAUUGUGCUGGUCAGGAUGAUCAUGGUGGGAUACCGCCAGUCAGUCAGCCUGAUAGAGCGAGGGAACCCAUCCCGCAGCUUGGAGCAGGUCUGCCGCUGGGCUCACUCGCAGCAACGCUCCGACCCGGAGCACGCCGAGUACCAUGACCACGCCGUGUUCCUCACCAGGCAAGAUUUUGGUCCCGCAGGUAUGCAAGGCUACGCGCCGGUGACGGGCAUGUGCCACCCGCUCCGCAGCUGCACCCUGAACCACGAGGACGGCUUCUCCUCGGCCUUCGUGGUCGCCCACGAGACCGGCCACGUGUUGGGCAUGGAGCACGAUGGCCAAGGCAACCGGUGCGCGGACGAGACCAGCAUGGGGAGCAUCAUGGCACCGCUGGUCCAGGCCGCCUUCCACCGCUACCACUGGUCCCGCUGCAGCAAGCAGGAGCUCAACCGCUACAUCCAUUCCUAUGACUGCCUUCUGGACGACCCCUUCGAGCACCAGUGGCCCGUGCUCCCCGAGCUGCCGGGCAUCAACUACUCCAUGGACGAGCAGUGCCGUUUCGAUUUCGGCGUGGGCUACAAAACCUGCACGGCAUUCCGCACCUUUGACCCGUGCAAGCAGCUGUGGUGCAGCCACCCGGACAACCCCUACUUCUGCAAGACCAAGAAGGGGCCCCCCUUGGAUGGCACCGAGUGCUCCUCGGGCAAGUGGUGCUUCAAGGGUCACUGCAUCUGGAAGACGUCGGAGCAGCCGUACAGCCAGGAUGGUGGCUGGAGCUCCUGGUCCAAGUUUGGCUCCUGCUCCAGGACCUGCGGCGGCGGUGUGCGCUCCCGCAGCCGGAGCUGCACUGACCCGCCUCCUGCUUAUGGUGGGCGCCACUGCCCAGGAGCCACCUAUGAGCACCAAGUGUGCAACAGCGAGGAGUGCCCGGGGCCCUACGAGGAUUUCCGUGCCCAGCAGUGCUCCAAGCGCAACUCCUACUACACCCACGACAACAGCAAGCACGCGUGGCUGCCCUACGAGCAUCACGACGAUGCCCAGAAGUGCGAGCUGAUCUGCCAGUCCGAGGGGACGGGCGACGUGGUGUUCAUGAACCAGGUUGUUCACGACGGUACCAGGUGCAGCUACCGGGACCCCUACAGCAUCUGUGUCCGGGGCGAGUGCGUGCACGUCGGCUGCGACAAGGAGGUCGGCUCCCUGAAGCAGGAGGACAAGUGCGGGGUCUGCGGAGGGGACAACUCCCACUGCCGGACGGUGAAGGGCACCUUGGCCAAGACCCCGAAGCAGCAGGUGGGUGUUCUGAAGAUGUUUGAGAUUCCUGCCGGGGCGAGGCACGUGCAAAUAGAAGAGAUGGAGCCGGCAUCCCACAGCAUCGCUGUUAAGAAUCAAGCUACGGGUAACUUCAUCCUUAAUGCCAAGGGCAAAGAAGCCAAAAGCAAAGUGUUCAUUGAAAUGGGCUUGGAGUGGGAAUAUACCACGGAACACGGCAAGGAGAGCCUGAAAACCAGCGGCCCUCUGCACGAAGCCAUCAGCGUUUUGGUCGUCCCUCGGGAGGAGGAGGAGUCGAGGAGCAGCCUGAUGUACAGGUACAUCAUCCACGAGGACCUGCUGCCGAUGAUCGGGAACAACAACGUGCUGCUCGAGGAGAUGGACUCCUACGAGUGGGCCCUCAAGAGCUGGUCUCAGUGCUCGAAGGCGUGCGGAGGAGGCAUCCAGUACACCAAGUACGGCUGCCGGCGGAAGAGCGACAACCGCAUGGUGCACAGGAACCUGUGCGACAACGGCAAGAAGCCCAAGCCCAUCCGCCGGCGCUGCAACCUGCAGGAGUGCUCCCAGCCUGCCUGGGUGGCCGAGGAGUGGGGCGCCUGCAGCAAGUCCUGCGGCAAGCUGGGGCUGCAGGAGCGGGCCGUGCAGUGCGUGCAGCGCCUGCGGGACGGCACCAACCGCACCCUGCACGCCAAGUACUGCAGCGGCGAGCGGCCGGAGACCCGGAGGCCCUGCGGCCGCCUGCCCUGCCCGGCGCAGUGGAGGACGGGCGCCUGGUCUCAGUGCUCGGCCAGCUGCGGGGACGGCGUGCAGCAGCGGCAGGUGGUCUGCAAGGGCAGCGAGAGCGGCGGGCGCUGCCACGGGGACAAGCCGGAGGCUGUCCGGGGCUGCCACGUGUCCGUCUGUCCGGGGAAGCCCUCCAGCAUCACGGCCAGCGUCGACACCAGUGACCACGUCACGCCCAGAGGGCAGUGGGUGCCCCAGGAGGGGGGCAAAAACCCCGUUAGCAAGAUCUCCCCCAGGGAGCCCUGCCUCGGGGACAAGUCCAUCUUCUGCCAGAUGGAGGUCCUGGCCCGCUACUGCUCCAUCCCCGGCUACAACAAGCUCUGCUGCGAGUCCUGCGGCAAGAAAGCCUCCGUCACCGCCUCGCCUCCUGGUACCCCCCACAGCUCCCCUGCAGGAACCCCCGGCCCCACUUCCCCACUGCCCCCUGGCUUCCCUGGGCCAGGGGCACCCGGGGCGGAUGCCACCGCCGGGACCCCAGCCCCAAGCGAGCCAUCGGUGGGGACGCAGGGCGAGGGCAGGGGCCACGCAGCCAGGUAACCCCUCCGGGACCCCCUGGCCAUGUGGAGCCCUUCUCCUCCCUCUCCAUCUCCCCCUCUCUUUCCCCUCGCUUCCAGCAGUGGUUUUCACAGGCAGCCGGGUUUGGAGACAACCCGGCUCGCCCCCGAAAUUCCUGGGAAAACCGCUGUUUUCUCGUGAUUUUUAUCCCCCCCCUCCCUUCCCUGCUGUGGCACUUUUUUUGGCAGUGCUGCAGGGAUAAAAAAGGUCAAAAGGAGUAAAAAGCAGCUUGGCUGCAGGACAGGCCUCUGACCUCUGCGGGUGGCUGGGAGCCACCGGCCCCUGCCUUUCAAGGUGCUAAAUGGGGGGCUUUAACGUUGCCUUUUCCUCUCCCUCCAAGCAGUAGCACAAAAUAGGACGGGGAGGAGGACUCUGGCUCCCUGGCCAGCCCCUGCCUCCUCCAGGAACCGCCUCGCGUUGCCGGAGCGCUUGGCACGGUGCUUUGGGGUAGGAGCUGGGGUCUCCCUCAAAAACCUCAUUUCUGAGACCUCUUCUACGAGGACCAACCGUAGCACGAGCAAUAAGGACAAGGCCAAAGACCAGAAACAGGGUUUACAAAAUGCCUGUCACCUGGCGGUGACUUUUUUAGCCAAUACUGCCCUUGGCCAGCUUUGUACUAACACCAACUUCCAGCGUCCCCAUGGCCACGACCCCGAUCUCUUCUCCCUUGUCUCCAGUGUCUGUAGGGCACCGAGACGUUACGGGGUCCCGUGGGGAAAGCUGGGAAGCCCCGCUGCCAGGAGGAACGCCGCUGCGCCCAGGGCAUCGCGCUGGGCUCAGCUCUAAGGGGUUAGGGUUCCUCUGCGGGUGGGAGCUGCCCUCUUGCCCCCCCACCUUUUGUCUUACGGGGGGAGAAGGGGGAGGGGUGAGUAGUGCCAUCACAAUCUGGUGCCAAAUACUAAAUAUAUGCACAGCACUU
Messenger RNA from Oxyura jamaicensis (ruddy duck), 4585 nucleotides. RefSeq names its product A disintegrin and metalloproteinase with thrombospondin motifs 14-like. The record is from RefSeq and is a predicted model, not a curated record. Gene Ontology annotation, cellular component: extracellular matrix. The transcript has 22 exons. Gene Ontology annotation, biological process: extracellular matrix organization; proteolysis. Gene Ontology annotation, molecular function: metalloendopeptidase activity. Lineage: Eukaryota; Metazoa; Chordata; Aves; Anseriformes; Anatidae. The coding region runs from base 205 to 3648 and encodes 1147 amino acids.